AUGGCAUUCCUCAGCGUCGAAGGCAAGACUGCAUUAAUCACCGGAGGAGGCUCUGGAAUUUGUCUCGACUUGACGAAGAAGAUUUUACAUCGUGGCGGCAAUGUCGUGAUCGCAGAUCUGCAAUUGACGCCUGAGGCGGAGAAGUUGGUUUCGGAAUGGAAGGAGCAGAGAGUGGUGUUUUUGAAAAGUGAUGUUACGGAUUGGAAGCAGUUGCAGGCGGCUUUUGAUUUGGCCAUGAGGCAGUUCAAGAGGUUGGAUAUUGUUGUUCCUGGGGCGGGGGUUUUUGAGCCGGAUUGGACGAAUUUCUGGGAGUUCAAUGCGGGGAAAGACACGAAUGAGACGUCGAGUUACAAGGUUUUUGAUAUUAAUCUUGCGCAUCCGGUUCGGGCGACGCAGCUUGCGAUUGAUUAUUUUCUGCGACAGAAGUUGGAGAGGGGAGCUGUUUGUUUGAUUGCGAGUAUUGCUGCACAAAUGACGGUUUUUCCUGUUCCGUUGUAUUGUGCGAGCAAGCAUGCUAUUGCUGCGUUCACGCGCAGUUUGGCUCUACUUGAACCGAUGAAGGGGAUUCGUGUUAAUGCUGUGGCUCCGGGCAUCGUCGAAACACCUCUCUGGCCCAAAGAUCGUCUCGAUUGGGUUGACGAUGAGAAAGACAAGUGGGUCACAAAACAUCAGGUCACCGAGGUCAUGCUGGAUCUAAUCACUCAUCCGGAAAAUGUCGGUGGUACCGUGCUGGAGGUUCUGGCUGAGAAAGUCAGGAAGGUGGAGGGUUUGAAUGAUCCGGGUCCUCAAGGGCCGGGCUGUACGUUGAACAAGAUCGGGGUGGCAUUUGAAGAUGUUCCUAAGAAAAUUGAGAAGAAUUUUGGGAAGUGAUGGGCCAACAAGGAAGGAGGCGGGUAAUGUGCUGGUUCGGGGAUGGGCUGAGGCGUUUGCUUGAGUGAAGGAGCGGGCUACCGAAUUGAUAGGAGAAGGCGCAAUGACAUCGAUGCAGUGAG
Messenger RNA from Pseudocercospora fijiensis CIRAD86, 992 nucleotides. RefSeq lists its product as uncharacterized. Lineage: Eukaryota; Fungi; Ascomycota; Dothideomycetes; Mycosphaerellales; Mycosphaerellaceae. Bases 1 to 870 code for a protein of 289 amino acids. The record is from RefSeq and is a predicted model, not a curated record. Gene Ontology annotation, molecular function: oxidoreductase activity, acting on the CH-OH group of donors, NAD or NADP as acceptor. Gene Ontology annotation, cellular component: cytoplasm. The transcript is spliced from 3 exons.